Messenger RNA from Strigops habroptila (Kakapo), 3094 nucleotides. It is a transcript of the gene DEPDC1, whose product is annotated as DEP domain containing 1. The coding region runs from base 54 to 2372 and encodes 772 amino acids. The transcript has 11 exons. NCBI's taxonomy places the organism in Eukaryota, Metazoa, Chordata, Aves, Psittaciformes, Psittacidae. Gene Ontology annotation, cellular component: nucleus; transcription repressor complex. The record is from RefSeq and is a predicted model, not a curated record. Gene Ontology annotation, biological process: intracellular signal transduction.
GGGCGGGAGCGGGGCCCGCCCGCCGCGGGGCCGGAGGGGCAGUGCUGACCGCCAUGGAGACCCGGCCCGCGGCCCCGGCGCCCUACCGCGCCACCAAGCUGUGGAAUGAAAUUACAAAGUAUUUCCGAGCAGGCAUGCCACUAAGGAAACACAGGCAGCAUUUCAAGAGACAUGGAAGCUGUUUCACUGCAUCAGAAGCUGUAGACUGGCUCCAUGAAGUGCUAAGGAAUAACAGUAACUUUGGUCCUGAAGUUACUAGGCAGCAGACUAUUCAGUUAUUAAGAAAGUUUCUCAAGAAUCACGUAAUUGAAGAUAUUAAAGGGAGAUGGGGAUCUGAAAGCUUAGAAGACAACAGUGCACUAUACAGAUUUCCUGCAACAUCUCCAGUUAAACCUCUACCAAGUCCAUGCUCACAAAAAGAGAACUUGGAAAACUUCUCUAGAGACAAAGAAAGACUUUUUAAACUGCCACAUUUAUCCAGGAGAGCUUUUAAAAGGCAUGAGUUACUACAGUCUCUGGAAAAUUUAGAAAAAACAAAGCCUGAUAGAAUAGAAGAAAACGAGGAAGACACGCUGCAUAGGAAGGAAAUAAGCCAGGAAUAUGUGAAAGAAACUUGGAGAAAUAUCAUUCUAAUACAUUUGCAAACCAUUUUAGGCCUCCCAUCUUUGGAAGAAGUUCUUCAGCCAGCACAGAUCAUUCCUGAGUAUGUCAUAUACAACAUGACUAACACGAGCAAACAUGGUGUUGUGAUUCUGCAGAACAAAUCAGAAGACCUCCCCCACUGGGUGUUGUCAGCUAUGAAGUGCCUCGCAUACUUUAUGUGUGGCUACAUCACAAUUCCAGAUAUAUGCAGUGGAAAACAUUCUGUCCAAGAUGAGAAAUGUGACUCGCAACCUUCAAAAGCUCUUCACUUGAACUCUUUCAAAUCAACUGAGUGUCUUCUCCUAAGCCUGCUUCGCAAAGAGCCUGACAAAAACCAGAAAGAAUGUGAAGUUUCCAUGAAGUGUUCUUCAGGAGAGCUAACUGUACCAAAACAAUGUGCAAAGAAACUGUGGCAGCAUAAACAGACACAUAAACAAGAUAGUUCUGCCAAUCUAACAGGAGGAAGCUGUCAAAAUCUUUCAGGAUUCAGGAAUGAACAAGUUCCACCUCAGACAUUUAGGACAAGGUGUUACUCUUUGGAAAGAAUUGGAGAUGCUCCUUCAAGUGUAUGUAAUAAAGGAGGAUCUGAUUCCCUCAGGCAAAGUGAUGUGAACACCAUCCUGGGCACAAGAAAUGGAAAACGAUCGCUGCCCUAUGGGCAUAAAGCUAAUUCUGUGUUUGAGCUUGGUUUUGAUAACACAGGUCAAGACCAAACCCAUGGUAUCAAAAGAGUGUCUGCCUCAGCUCUUCAGGAUAAAGAGCUAUUUAUUGAAGAUCAUGGAUUGAAGCAAAUACACGGGUCUCUGAGUUUACUUGGCAAGAGGAACUCCAAAAGUUGUGCUAGUAUUAAUAUGCCAGUUGCUGAAAUCACAGUAAAGCCAAGUUCUCAACUUUGUGGGCAAGGAAAACCAAAUAGCUGUGGUGUGGCUACUUCAGCGGACAUCAGGACUGAGGUUUCUGAUACCACCAUCAAAAAGAGGCUCUGCAAAAGUACCACAGAACUCUCAGAAUGCUCUUUCACUCACUCUUCUUAUAUGUUGACUGGCACGCAAAAUCUUCUUCAGCCUCAUUUAGAAAGAAUUGCUGUUGAAGCACUGCAGAUAUGCUGUUUGUUGCUUCCACCACCAAACCGUAGGAAGAUUCAGCUCCUGAUGCGCAUGAUCUCUCGGAUGAGUGAGAACGUGGAUAUGCCGCGACUGCAUGAUGCCAUGGGCACACGCUCUCUGAUGAUCCAGACCUUUUCUCGCUGCGUGCUGUGCUGUGCAGAAGAAGUGGAUCUCGAUGAGCUGCUCUCUACACGAUUAGUUUCGUUUCUAAUGGACCACCAACAAGAAAUAUUUAAAGUACCCACUUACCUGCAGGUUGCGGUGCGAGAUCACAUCGAACACAUGAAGAUGGCUCAGUGCAAAUACCCAAAGGAAGAAAUUUGUGCCAUAUUGCCAACAUAUUCAUACUGCAAACAAAUCACUCCUCAGGAGUUUGAAGAACAAAAGGUUUCUACCUCUCAAGCUGCAGUAGCAGAGCUCUUGGAGAACAUUAUCAAAGAUAAGAACUUGUCUGUGAAAGACAAGAAGAAAAAGUUGAAACAGUUCCAGAAGGAAUACCCACUGAUCUACCAGAACAGAUUUCCAACUACAGAAAAUGAAGCGGUGCUGCUUGAGAACAAACCUACCAUCAAACAACCGAUGCUUAGCUUAAGGAAACCCAGAUUUCGUAGCCUAAGAUAUUAACUUAACCAUACUUCAGCCGUGUAUUUAUUUGUUGGAUGUAUGUGUGAAUGAUGUACCAAAGGACACUCGCUGCAGAAAUUCAGUGGUGGCUGUGUGUGGAGCAGGAAGAAUUGUUUACAUGGACACUGUGCUGAAAGGUGCCAAAAUACCUUUUUUGUGUGUGUGUGCAGUAACUUUUGAAUAACUAAGAGAGAAAUAUUUAUCUGUUUACAAAUUAUUACAAUAUAUUAUGUUCAGUAAAAGAAGUGUGAAAAUAAGCAUGAAGCUAUUAGUAACCAAAAACUGAUACAUGGUUUCCUUAUGGGAAGCUGAUGAGAUGCGUAUUGUUGUAACAUUUUGCUGUCUGUUCAGGAAUUUGUGCCAUUUAUCAUAGGUUUUAAUGUCUAUGUUAUGAAUAAGUGCCUUCUUUUGUGUUCUCAAAAUAUUUGUCUUUAAACAAAACAAUGUUCUUUGAGGUUGGGACUAAUUUAGAAGUCAGUUCUGUUGUUUCCAAUGGAGGCAAUAAUUCACCAUAAAUAAAUGAUUAUCUGACUCCAAAAGUACUUCUGUUCAUCUCAUCUGUAAAAUCCACAUAAGCUUUUGUGUAUUUAUUUAUAGUAGAACUCUUAGGUAUGUUUCUGAUAUUUUCAUGGAAAAUUUAUUUCAGAUCUAUUGGUAUUCUUCCCAAAACAAUGGAAGUGAUGGAUGAUACAUGAAGAGACAAUAAAUGCAGUCAGAAAACA